Thamnophis elegans (Western terrestrial garter snake) is the source of this 1853-nucleotide messenger RNA. It is a transcript of the gene MOSMO, whose product is annotated as modulator of smoothened. The transcript has 3 exons. NCBI's taxonomy places the organism in Eukaryota, Metazoa, Chordata, Lepidosauria, Squamata, Natricidae. Gene Ontology annotation, biological process: negative regulation of smoothened signaling pathway. Bases 364 to 867 code for a protein of 167 amino acids. Gene Ontology annotation, cellular component: ciliary membrane; Golgi apparatus. The record is from RefSeq and is a predicted model, not a curated record.
UGGUGCCCACUGCGAGGGGAGGGCGCGCGCGCGCGCCAGAGAGAGCGAGAGACCCCCUCCUCGCUUUCGCUUCCGGGUGACGCGACCGCGGCGGCGCCCGCUUGGGUUUUGCUUCCGGCGCCGUCCCGAGUCGGGGGCCCGGCGGCGGCAGGGAGGGGCCGCCCCUGCGCAGCGGCUACCUGAGGACGGCGGUGAGGGACGAAGGGGGCGGCGGCGGCGGCCCCGGUCAGGCCAGGCCAGGCCAGGCCAGGCGACGGCGCGAGGGGGUCGGAGGCCGCGCCGAGCCAUGGAGCCGCGGCUGUGAGGAGCCCCCGGCCCGGGCCCCGCCUGUGGGAAACCGGGCCGUGGCCGGAGCCGGAGGACAUGGACAAAUUGACCAUCAUCUCAGGAUGCCUCUUUCUGGCCGCCGAUAUCUUCGCCAUCGCCAGCCUGGCCAACCCGGACUGGAUCAACACCGGCGAGUCCGCGGGUGCUCUCACCGUUGGCCUUGUGCGACAGUGUCAAACCAUCCAUGGACGUGACAGGACCUGCAUUCCGCCACGGCUGCCUCCGGAGUGGAUCACGACGUUAUUUUUUAUCAUCAUGGGAAUCAUUUCACUGACUGUCACCUGCGGCUUGCUGGUGGCUUCUCACUGGCGACGGGAAGCGACGAAAUAUGCACGCUGGAUAGCCUUCACUGGAAUGAUCCUUUUCUGUAUGGCAGCCUUAAUAUUCCCCAUAGGAUUUUACAUCAACGAAGUGGGAGGCCAACCGUAUAAACUUCCAAACAACACCGUGGUUGGCUCGUCUUACGUACUCUUUGUUCUAUCUAUUUUCUUUACGAUAGUGGGACUUCUGUUUGCUGGCAAAGUGUGUUUACCGGGCUGACAGACGUCUCCGUACCUAUUUUUUUUGAGUGGGGGGCGGUAGGAGUGGGUGUUAACGGUCACGAAGGAGAAAUAGGACGUCGCCCGGCACAUCCACGGGAAGAUGCUAUGGUCGGGCCGCCGUUGCCGUCUCACCGGGAAACGAGGAGGUUUCUUCUGUUCUCACUAUGCACUUUGGAUUUUUUUUAAAGAAGAAAAACUUUUAUUAUUAUUAUUAUAAUUAUUCCUUUUUACGGAGAGUCUUUCUUUCCCUCCCUCCCCCCAUAACCAAAACCAAACAACCACGACUCAUCUCGUCGGCAUCUGGACGUGUGGUCAGGUGUGCACUGUGAUCGGACCUCGUGUGGAAGAAAAGGUCUUUCCCCCCCCCUGCACUCUACAGCAUUAUUUCCCCUCCCUUUUUUUAUCCCCCCCAUCCCUUCCCGCAUCACCGUACUGUACCCCCCCUUCGAAAUGAUCUGACAAUAUUGAAAGUCUCAAAAAAAGUAUUUAUGCACUUUGAUUGGACCGGCGUUUGCCAAGGGCGGGGCUGGGCCUCGCCCGAUCUUUAGAGAUUUAGCAUCUUCCUUCUAUGAUAGGCAAGAAGCAUUUGCCAUCAACCCUUCCCUCUGCCCUUCCCCCCCCCCAUGUUAAACACCCCUCCACGCACACAAGUAAUCGGUCUCACGUUAUCUGCAUCCCGAAGCCGGGUAGAUCAAAAGACAUUUUUGGGGGAAUCUGUUACGAAGAUCCGUCUGCUCUCUCACGGUUACCACCUCCCGGUGACUCCAGGUGGGGCUGAGAAUUUCUUCCAGAUGUAUUUAUAUGUGUGUGCCUGUGUGAGUGCAUGCGUGUGUGUGCGUGUGUGUAUUUAUAUGUAUGAUGCAGUACACCGAAUGUCUAUGUAUGUGUAUUCACACACAAGCAUGCACCUAUGUGUACAUGCCGACCGACACAAGUGAAACACUGCGGUGCGCAACACUAGGGCUUGCAAAGGGGAAGGAAGGA